AUGAUGCUCAAGAUGCUGCCGUUUAAGCUGCUGCUGGUGGCCGUGGUUCUGUGUUUCUUCGAGGGGGAUGCCAAGUUUGGGGAGAGCGGCGCCCGGAGGAGAAGGUGCCUCAACGGGACCCCGCCGCGACGGCUGAAGAAGCGGGACCGGCGGGUGCUGUCCCCGGAGGCCCCGGGCGGCGGGGAGGCGAUGUGCCGCGGCCUCUACCCCCGCCUGUCCUGCUGCUCCCGCUCCGAGGCGCAGGGUCUGCCGCACGCCGAAGCCAAGGUCCUUUCUGUUACCAACAACACAGAAUGUGCGAAGCUACUGGAGGAAAUCAAGUGUGCACACUGCUCACCUCACGCUCAGAACCUAUUCCACUCACCUGAGAAAGGGGAAACUCCUGAAAAAGAACUAAUGCUUCCCUACCUGUGCAAAGACUAUUGUAAAGAAUUCUAUUACACCUGCAGAGGUCACAUACCAGGUUUCCUCCAAACUACAGCUGAUGAGUUUUGCUAUUACUAUGCAAGAAAAGAUGGUGGUGUGUGCUUUCCAGAUUUUCCAAGAAAACAAGUGCGAGGGCCAGCUUCUAACUCCCUGGACCACAUGGAAGAAUACGACAAAGAGGAAGAGAUCAGCAGAAAACACAAGCACAACUGCUUCUGUAUUCAAGAGGUUGUGAGUGGACUAAGGCAGCCUGUUGGAGCAGUACAUUGUGGGGAUGGAUCCCAUCGCCUCUUUAUUCUUGAGAAAGAAGGAUAUGUCAAGAUUUUCACUCCCGAAGGAGACAUACUCAAGGAACCUUUUUUGGAUAUACACAAACUUGUUCAAAGUGGAAUAAAGGGAGGAGAUGAAAGAGGACUGUUAAGCCUUGCAUUCCACCCCAAUUACAAGAAAAAUGGAAAGCUGUAUGUGUCUUAUACCACCAACCAAGAACGGUGGGCUAUUGGACCUCAUGACCACAUCCUUAGGGUCGUAGAGUACACAGUAUCCAGGAAAAAUCCACACCAAGUUGACAUGAGGACAGCAAGAGUGUUUUUAGAAGUAGCAGAACUACAUCGAAAACAUCUAGGAGGACAGCUGCUGUUUGGCCCAGAUGGUUUCCUAUACAUUUUUCUUGGAGAUGGCAUGAUCACUCUAGAUGACAUGGAGGAGAUGGAUGGUUUAAGUGAUUUUACAGGUUCUGUAUUGCGCCUCGACGUCAAUACUGAUCUGUGCAAUGUCCCUUACUCCAUCCCACGGAGCAACCCACACUUCAACAGCACCAACCAACCUCCUGAGAUUUUUGCACAUGGACUCCACAAUCCAGGCCGGUGUGCUGUGGACCGGCACCCAACAGAUGUAAACAUCAACUUAACUAUACUUUGUUCAGAUUCGAAUGGAAAGAACAGAUCUUCAGCAAGGAUCUUACAAAUAAUAAAGGGCAAAGACUAUGAGAGUGAGCCCUCCCUUCUAGAAUUCAAACCAUUUAGCAGUGGCUCCCUGGUUGGUGGAUUUGUGUAUCGGGGCUGCCAGUCGGAGAGGCUCUAUGGAAGUUACGUGUUUGGAGACCGCAAUGGAAAUUUUUUAACACUGCAACAGAGUCCUGCAACCAAACAGUGGCAAGAGAAACCCCUCUGUCUUGGCAACACUGGCUCAUGUAGAGGUUUCUUUUCAGGCCCUGUCUUGGGAUUUGGAGAAGAUGAAUUAGGUGAGAUUUACAUAUUAUCAAGCAGUAAAAGUAUGACACAGCCUCACAGUGGAAAACUCUACAAGAUCGUUGACCCAAAAAGGCCUUUAGUCCCUGAAGAAUGCAAAAGAACAGCUCAGCCUGCACAGAUACUGACAUCUGAAUGCUCGAGGCAUUGUCGGAACGGGCACUGCACUCCCACAGGAAAAUGCUGCUGUAAUCCAGGCUGGGAAGGAGAGUUCUGCAGAACUGCAAAAUGCGACCCAGCCUGUCGACAUGGAGGUGUCUGUGUAAGGCCCAAUAAAUGCUUAUGUAAAAAAGGCUAUCUCGGCCCCCAGUGUGAACAAGUGGAUAGAAACAUCCGAAGAGUGACAAGGGCAGGUAUUCUUGAUCAGAUCCUAGACAUGACAUCCUAUUUGCUGGAUCUAACCAGCUACAUUGUAUAGUUUCUGGGACUAUUUGGAAACUCCACUUUCAACGGGCAUUUGUUUUGAAUCUUGUCAUUUUUGAAAGACUGUUAUCCUGCAAACAAACACCGGCGAUUUGUUUUACUUUAUUAAUUUAAGUGUAAUAUCCACCAAUGUGCAGAAAAAUCCCUUGUAUGUGUGUAAAUAUUCCUGCACGUCUCCACAGACGUCCCGAUAUCCAAUAUGUGCACACAUACACACGCAGCCGCUAUCACAAAUACGGUUUUGCAGAGAGUGGAAUCUUUUUUAAUAUUUAUUUCUUCAUGAGAAAUAGUUUACGAAGCAAUUCCACUGUAAAACACAUUUUCGUCAAAGGACUUUCCUGAUGUCUUAAUGGAUUCUUUGACAUCCCAGAAAUCUCGUUCCUGUACCUAUCUGAUUAUAGCAGUGAGAAAGCAGUUUCCAAACAUCGCUGUCUAAACUGCUGGACUUAAUAAAAUCCAGUUGUAACAGUUUUUAAGGUAAACUGAACUCCAUCAUGAGACAAUAUUUCAGAACUGCUUAAUGCAUUCCUAUCUAGGCAAUUCAUUGUAAGACUGUAACCUUCACUUUCAUCAAUGUAACUCUAUUACAGAAUGUUAUUUCUUUAUCUAGCAUAGAUGCAAAAAUCUGGUUAUCGCAGCUUAAUAUCAAGAUUGUUUCAAGUGUUAAAUAAUUAAAUUAUAUUCGCAUAUUUCAAAACCAGUCAUCCUAGAAGGUCUGCUUUUUAUCAUAUAUUUUAUUUAACGAUGGGCACUGGGUUCAUGUUACAUAUUUAUAUUAUUUUAUUUUAUUUUUAUAAUAUAGACAUCACCUAGAUGAGACAGCUUUACCAUAUCCUGUAAAAUACUAAAGUUACAUUUCUCACCAAGUUAAUUGGAAAGACUGGGAAAGAGAGAGCAAACGCACACAUACUUCAACGUGUUGUGGAUCUAAUCUAGAAAUGUACCCUUGUGUCAACUUGUGCUCAUUUACACUGGAUAAGAAAAAAGCACGAAUGCCCACCAACCAUAAUAAAAUUCCAGCAUGUGUUCCCAGUGUCCAUAAAGUGAUUUUCACUGUAGCAGGACAGUGCAAGAGGUGAUACACAGGCAGACUUUGCCAAUGCCACACUGAACGGGGUGUCCCGGGGUCAGAGCUCACGUGAGCACGUGCUGCCUGUGCACGGUGUCACUUGUACAAAACCUACAGCAGCUCUUGCCAAAUGUGGUUCUAAAUGUUCUUUGGAGAGCCAACAGAAACCCGAGUCUAGGUAAAUGUAUCAAUAAAUGUGGUGUACAUGCUGUAGUCAGGUUUUCUAAGGUAUGAAUUAAUUAGAUGCAUCUGCAGAACUGGUUCCCUCUUAUCUCCAGCUCUACUGGCAGCUUCUUUGUUCACUGCUUACCAGCUAUCAGGUUUCCUUUCUACAACACCUUUGCACUACCCGCAAACUACCUACUGCAGCUUUUACAAAAUCUUGCCUAAGAAAAGAAAGCAGAGCAGCCCCAGUGUGCACAUCCUGUGGUCCUUAGAAGUAGCUGCUCAUGCGUCAAAGAUUGACAACAUUUUAGCCAAACAGAUCUAAAUUACUUUCGCCAUGUUACUCUCUAGUAGUAAAACCAUCUCUCCAGGGCAGCAGCAUGCAACAGAUUUUCCCUCAUAGAAAUUUGUCAGUGUUCAUUUAGUGAGUAUUAAAUCUGAAAUUACAGCAUAACCGAUACUUGCAUUUCUGUGUCUCACACAUUCCAGCUCCAAGGAACAGACAAUUACAUUUGCCUUCCAUAUAUGUUUGCCUGGGUUUCGAGUGACCUCAUGCCAAAUGGAAAUUGGUUGAGAAAUCUUGGUUAAGUGCUCAGAGAACAAUGGUCUGCAUUAAAAAGUGCAUGCAUAAUUUUGCACAAUGUAGAUUCAACUGACAGUCCAUUGAAAGACAUCUUGGGAUUAAAUGAGCAUGAAGACCAAAUUGCCCUCUCACCCCAGAAAAGGGUGGUCCCUUAUAGUCACACGAACACUUCAUUGGCUAAGCAGUGUGACCAAUCUUAAAAUGAACCCUGUGGUAGCAUCUGCAGGUUAAUAGCAGCUCUUUGUCUCCGCUGCUUUCUGCCUUUAGUCUUUUCCCUGAAUUCCAUCACAAAAAGUCCUACAAUUAAAAAAAAUGUCCUGACAACCAUUUUUGUAAAUUGACCUUAGCAUCUAAUCUUUCCUUAUUCAACGUGGGUGACAAAAAUGUGAACUUCUCAUGAAUGAGCCAGCUGUCUAAAUCUGUCACAUAGCACGGUUUUAUUACACUCUUCAUAAUCAGCACGGCAAGAAAAGUCGCUGAAGUAUUUUAGCAACGUUUAAAUAUCUGACAGAGAUAACAUCUUUAACACUUUCUUCAAUGGAAUAUAUUUUAAAAGAAACCCAACUUUACCUCUACUGUGACACUUUGUUUUCAACAACCAGCUGGGAAGAUGUGAUAGCUCGUUUCUCACUGCUUAGUGCCUUAAAAAAUACCACAGAUGGCACCUAAAUUGGAGGUUCACAAUAAUAUAUACAUGCCACAGUCAUGCAGUGAACAGAAAACAAUGAUCUUGGAGUUUUGAUCUUAAUAAUAAUGAAAAUUUUGUUUACUAGUGAAAUCCAAAAAUAAAAAUCCAGUAAGAGCUAAGAAUUAAAUCCAGGCCUCAUUCAAAUCAACAGCAAAAACUCACAUUGACUGUGUUUCACCCAGAAAAUCACUUUCAAAUUUAAGCAAAAAUUAAGCAAAAUUCUUCAAUUUGUUUUAUUAAAAAAAAAAAAAACUGCUCUGAGUAAUUCCAUUAAAACUUCAAAAUUAAGAAAUAAUCUAAGUGAAGGUUUGAGGGAGAGGAGAGAUAGUUUGUGAAACUGUUUUGAUUCAUUUUUAAAUCAUCUUUUAUGUUGUGUGAAAGCAGGCAUCUGCAUUAAGCCCACAUGUUCAUAGGAAGUCCCCGUGGAAAAGAAGUAUUCUCAUAAAAAAAAAAAAAAAAAAAAAAGAAAAAAAAAUCCUAGCUGCUUAUUUAUCAAAAGAAAUUAUACUAUUAAAAAGAGUGAGCAAACCCCAGGCCUAGCCACCCAAGAUGCUGAUAUAAAAAGGGCAACUGCAGUAAUUGCCCUGAGAAUUGGCAUACAAAAAAACCCAAAAAAAAAGGGUCUGUAGAAAGCCUGUUGCCAGUUAGGUCAUUCUGCAGCCAUUCUCACACAACCUCCGAGAGUGUCCCAGAAUAAAACUGAGCUUAUAAAUGAAACUAGAUAAAUGAGGCAAUUAGAUAAGGGCCUCCAGAAGGGAUUUUAUGUAUGUGUUCAAGUUGUCUCUGUCUCUGUGUCUCUCUCUCUCCUAAUCUUUUAUUCCAUUCAUUUCUUCCUUUAUUCUGAGAUACUGCCUCUCUGUUCCCAACACAUUGGACAUUUCAAGCAUUCUUUCAGCCUUUCUGCUGCUGAAGGAGAACAAACCUACCUGUUGCAAGAAACAUGACUCUCCCUGAUGCCUGCUAGUGUUAAACCCCUGCUUUAUUAUUUUGGGACCGAAAACUCAUCUUUUUUUUAAAUGCUGCUGGUCAGAAAGAAGGCAUAUUGCUGGAAUAUAAGGAGAAACAUCUUUACUCCAUAGAUAAGCAGGGAGACAAAAAGAUGUUAUGCAAAAUCAGCUCCAAAUCGUUUUCACUCCAUUUCAGAAAAACAGUAAACUCAUUUUUCUACUGUGCCCAUAAGAAAUACUAACUCAAAUCCUCCCCCCCCCCGGGAAUAAAUUUCUUCUGUUAGCAAACAAGGACUCAGAUCCAAACCCUUUUUACCUUUAAAUCCUCACGUGUUAUUCUAUUUCAUGCAAACAAAGUGUAAGUUAGGUAUAAACAAGGAUAUAAAUUCUGUAUCACUGACAAGACACCUCUGUUUAUCUCCUCCUUUCACUCACUUGUCCACAUUUGGUUUUGCAGCUCCUUCCUUUCUAGACCCACAGCAAACAUCAGCAAUCCCUGGUUGCUGCAGGUGCUUAUUAAUUUUGAAAGUGCCUGACAGAUGUGUGCAUUAACAUCUUCCCAGCAGGCGGAAGCUUUUAUCUUUUGCUCAUUCCACAGAAUGUUGUUAUUUUAUUGUGACUUCUAGCACUGUGUCUUAGCUGGGCAUUUACAGUCCAGGAGUACCAGCCUCACACAGCUCAGGCACAAACAGGCUGAAGCUGGAGGAAGGCAGAAAUCACUUCAGUCACUGUGCUGAUCACAGAUUUACCCAUUGCAAUCCAGUGAUCAAAUGCCUUAACUGAAAACCAGAAUAAUAUCCCUGGCAUGAUGAAAUGUAGCUUUUCAGUACACAUUUUCUCUAAUUUGGCUUGAGAAACAAGGACCUUUUCCUGUAAAAUUAUGCAAAAUUGAGACGCUGAAAAUAUGACCAAGUAAUUCCACUGCUGUAAAGUUGUACUAUGGUGAAAAUAAAUUUUCAUACAUCUAAUUCUAAUUGUAUCCAUGAAAAAGGCAUUUAUAAGAUUAGAUUGCAUCUAUGAAAUAGGCAUUUAUAAGAUUAGGUUGCAUCCAUGAAAUAGGCAUUUAUAAGAUUAGUUCUACAUGGAAAAAACAAGUCAGUCUGUUCUGCUAAUUUCUCCUUAAUCAUGUAAAUUCUUAAAAGACAUUCAUGCAUUUUAAUUUUCUGUCCUUUAGAUUAUCUGGGUAUCAGUUUAACUAGGAAUUUUAUCAUUUUGAUCUUCUGUCCAACUUAAGAGGUGUCCUUUGUCUUGGAAAAAAACAGAACGAAGCCAAGUGGUAAAUAAAAACUGAUUAUUUUCAUUUUGCAAUAUUAAAAAAACCAGAAAGUAACAUUCUCAUAAAAAAUGCAGCCAACCCUUUAAAUUUAUUUCAAUUGAAAUUUGCAGAAAAUUUGUACCAAAUAAUCUGGGUUCUGGCUACAAAAACCUGAUAAAUAAACAUUUCCCUAAGUAGUUUCAGGACAAAAUGUUUCCAAAACAUUGAAAAAAAUUUAAGAUUGUUUUGAUUAAAAGUUUGUUGUUUUCAACAACAGAGUAAUUCAGUGAAAUAAGGCACAUACUUUUUGGCAUAUAGGUGUGAAACAGCAGAAGCCACCUGAAAGCUUAGUACAGGAUUACUUUAAUCUUUGAGGGCCUGACUCCAAGCCCAUUGAUGUCAACUGAUAAUCUCCUAUUGACUUCAUUAGUUAUAGGAUUAAGUCCUUAAAAGAUAUCCACUUAGCUGGCAGAAGAUCUUAACUUCAGACAUCAGUGCACACAUGACCUCUCCGUGUCUGCAUCUGCAGCAUUAGACCAAUCUUUUGUGGAAUAAGAGUGCAGACCAGCCCUGUAGAAAGCCCUACAGAGCUUUCCAAUCCUCUUGGGUUUCCUUAUAGGUGUAGCCAGCAUUUACACAAAAUCUGCCUGACUUCUUGAUGCUUUUUAAACGCCCAGCAAUCAGCUGAUGUGAAAGCUGAGUGAGUCACCUGCUUCCCUGAGCUCUCAGUACUGAAAAAGUAUCAUCCAGUGAUCAUUCUAUGUUACAGACAUUCACAAACAUUUAAUAUUCUAGCUUAUGUGCAAAUAAUUUGUGUCCUUACCUAUUGUCUACUGCACACAGACAAGCUUCCAGGAACAAAAUUGUCAGACAUUCUUGCACAGACAGCAAGCUGCAUUACUGGAGAAGUGUUUUAUUUCUACUGAGGAAAAACAACUUUCCAUCUGUUACACGCUACCAAGAGGGUCCAGUGUAUCAUAUAGUAAAGGUCCUUCUAUGGUCUAUGAGAUUUUCCUAUUUGUUUUUCAUUUUGUGAUGAAGUAAAAAAGUAAAAAAAAUAUUUUAAGUAAAAAACUGCUUUAAUUCCCAGGAAAUUUCAGAAAGGCAGCAUCAGCUAAAGCAUGUGAAUAUACACAAUGGCUGUGCUCGCAAUAUUCUUGGAAAGAAGGCAGAGAGAGUUGGCUGGUUUGGAGACAGGUGUUUUUUUUUUUUUUACGUAGGAUACAUUUUACAGUAGGACAAAAGGGUGUCUUACAUCACAAGGCAGUUACAAACAACCCCAUUUUCUGAAUUUUCCUAGGAGGAGCUGCUAAAAAGAAAAUGUUCUAGGCAGUCAAAACUGGUGUGCAGAAUGAUCUUAAUUCAUAUCAAGACAUACUGAGAUCAGAAACCACCUGGUAUUAAGUCACCAGAUGUAGCUUGUAGUGGUCUCCAUUAGCACCAGGAGCAGUAACCCUACCCUGUGAAUUAUCCAGAAAUGCUAUUAGCUGUCUCCCACAAAAUAUACUGCAGAAUGAAAACUUCAAUUCCCCUUUGAGAACAAUUAGAUUGUAAUGGAAGCCAAGAGUAAAAGGAAAUAACAAACUUCUGUCACUUGAGAACAUUACUGUAGUGGCAUUCCCCAACUAGUUUUAUUUCAUAGUAAUUGUCAGGUACUGUAUGUACAUUUGAAAUGUGGGAAAAUAGCAUAGAAAAUAUCGCUCAAACUAGGUUUAAGCCUCUUCUGUAAACUGAAUUAUACUACUAAGCAUAUACAGGCACCGAUCUAGCUGGGAGCACACGAGUAAUUGUAAGCAUAUGAGCCUCACUGAAGUCAUGUGCUUAACAUUAUUAAUAUAAUUAAGUGUUUUCUUGGUUUGAGACCUUACAAGUCUUUGCAAGUCUACCUACACAGACUCUCUAUGCUAUAUGUGCGUUUCUUUUGAGGGAGACAGCAGGACUGAAAUUCCCAACAAGAGAAUUCAGUUGCUGUCUGUCACAAAUUCUAUAGAACCUGAAAUACUUGCAUCUUUGUGCCUCCACUUCCCAUCCAAAAAUUAGUGAAAUCAAUCCUUGUAAAAGCGCUUUGAGCUCUUCAAAUGAAAAGUGCUAUAAAACUACAAAUUAUUAUUAUUAUAUUGAACACCAUGUAUGUAUACACACUAUUAUGUAAUAUAUAAUAUAUGUAUAAUGCAUAUAAAUUCUAACAAAUGUAUUUGUGUAAUAUCUGAGAAAUGGAACAGUUGUAUCUGGAAGUGAUAAAUACAUAGAGUUGGAUUUAUUGUUAAUCUGUGGAUUUAAUGAUUUUUUUUUUUAGACAAAAGGAUGUUUAAGUGUAUAAUUGCUUUUCUUAAUUUAAUAUAUUUAUGUAAAUGCAUGCCUGAAGUUCUGAUUAGGUAGUUAUUCUGUGUCCCUUAAGCUAAUAAAAUAUAUUAAACUUUAUCUUACUAUAUAAGGUACACCUGCUGCUUUAAUUAUUUUUAAUAUUUUUUAUGACUAAAUGCAUAAUUUAAAGUUCAUGAAAUUUUAAUUUUAAUUGGCUCUUUGAUCUUUGCAGUAAAAGAAAAA
This is a messenger RNA of Vidua chalybeata, 9353 nucleotides long. It is a transcript of the gene HHIP, whose product is annotated as hedgehog interacting protein. The transcript has 13 exons. The record is from RefSeq and is a predicted model, not a curated record. Bases 1 to 2094 code for a protein of 697 amino acids. NCBI's taxonomy places the organism in Eukaryota, Metazoa, Chordata, Aves, Passeriformes, Viduidae.